Molecule: messenger RNA, 1963 nt
Organism: Tarenaya hassleriana
Lineage: Eukaryota; Viridiplantae; Streptophyta; Magnoliopsida; Brassicales; Cleomaceae
Product: GDP-mannose transporter GONST2
Exons: 10
Coding region: 525-1682 (385 amino acids)
Cellular component (GO): Golgi apparatus
Molecular function (GO): GDP-mannose transmembrane transporter activity; antiporter activity
Source: RefSeq, a predicted model, not a curated record
UCUUUCCCGCCAAGAGAUUCGCCAUGGAUCCCGGCGCGAGCUUUCCUUCCUCCACGAGCCAGAGACCUUCUCACAUCACAUACCAUUCGCUGAUGUGGUUUAUUUUCUGUUUUCAGAUUUCAAGAACCCUAACAACAGCACAGAGAGGGAGAGAAUUAUUCAAAUGACGCAGGACGGUUACUUCCCAAUGUCUACCUCGGAAAUCUCGCUCAGAUCCGCCCACGUUCCUUGUCUCGCAUCUUACGCUUUGCGUGUCAGCAAAAAAGAUCUUCUUCGCGUCCACUAGCUCCUCCUCCAUCUUUACAAGGCGCUCGUACGCUUUCACACUCGCGAUCAUAUGCUCCGAUCGUGUUUUCCCGCCGGAUUUCGCGCGAGCCCGGGCUGAAUAAAGAGACGGAUCUUCCUUUCCCGUUUCGUUGCUAUCUUCGAUUUCGUCGAUUUGGUAGAGAAUCGAGCUGAAAAGGGCGAGAUUCAUCUGGAACUGGUUCUGCGAUUCGUCUCCAGUUCAGUGUGAAGGGGUGAGAAUGUCGGGUUUCAAAACGGAGGCGGUUGUUUGUCAUGAUCCGAACGAGUCAGAGUUAAACUCUUUUGACGAUGAUAAUAGUAAAAACGUCGUCUUCAAGAUUCUGGAUGAAAUCCAUGAGGAAGAUAAGGGUUCUGUAAGCAAUGUAUCCAGAAAAACCGAACUCAGAGGCUUAAGCGAAAGGUUUCUCAGAUGGAGAAGAUCACAUCUUCCAGUUGAUGGAGAUCACAAACGUGUGAGAGGGUCCGGAAAACGGUCUGGACCGCUCUUGUCUGGGACAGCUUACUGUAUCUCUUCCUGCAGCAUGAUAAUAAUCAACAAAAUAGUUCUCUCGAGCUAUAACUUCAAUGCGGGAAUCUCAUUGAUGUUCUAUCAAAACUUAAUCAGCUGUUUGGUGGUAGCUGUACUAGAUUGUUGCGGAGCAGUUUCUGUGGAGAAACUUAACUGGAAGCUGAUCAAAGUUUGGAUCCCAGUCAAUGUUAUCUUCGUGGGCAUGUUGGUUUCAGGAAUGUACAGCUUGAAAUACAUAAACGUCGCUAUGGUGACUAUUCUGAAGAAUGCGACCAAUAUAAUUACAGCGAUAGGGGAAUUAUAUAUGUUCCGGAAACGACAGAACAAUAAAGUUUGGGCUGCAAUGUUCAUGAUGAUCAUCUCUGCGAUUAGCAGUGGCAUCACUGAUCUCACAUUCGAUUCAGUAGGAUACACGUGGCAGAUCGCCAACUGCAUUCUAACUGCAAGCUACUCACUCAUCCUUCGACGAGUAAUGGACAAAGCAAAGCAGUCAACAAGAUCUGGCUCCCUCAAUGAAGUAUCCAUGGUUAUCCUGAAUAAUCUGCUGUCACUGCCUUUUGCUGUCAUGUUGAUCAUCUUGCUUGGCGAGUGGAGAUACGUAAUAACCACGGAUGUGAUAAGAGUUCCAAUGUUUUGGGUGGUGGCCACAGCCAGUGGGUUCCUUGGACUGGCCAUCAGCUUCACCUCAAUGUGGUUCUUGCAUCAAACUGGACCUACCACUUACAGUCUUGUAGGUUCAUUAAACAAGGUUCCAAUCUCCAUAGCUGGUCUUGUACUGUUCAAAGUCCCUCUCAGCCUCCCCAACUUGUUCAGCAUUCUUUUCGGUCUUUUCGCCGGAAUAUUUUUCGCCAGAGCUAAAAUGUCAUGAGCUAAAACGUCUUCUCCGUGGAGGGAAUUACACGAAGAAAACUUGUGCUGUUGUUUUAUACACGAUAUCUCCCUUACAAAGUCGAUUGUAUUCUACCCGGCGAUUUUAAAAAUCGUCUUCAAGAAACAGGCGGGGUGGAACAGGGGAGAGAUUUCUCUUGUUCAUCUACUUUUGUUUGAUUUCGGCCAAAGGGCGUUUUUAUUAAAAAAAAAACACUUAUAUUCUAGAUCGAUUUUGUUUUUUUUUAGUUUUUAUUUAUUAUUUGGAAUUAGUUAAAUAUA